AUGGGUACACCUGCAGCAGCUGGACCUGAAUCAUCAACAGCCAUACCUGUUGGCAAAAGACUCAAGACUAUAUGGAACGGUAUCAUUAUAGCCGAUAGUGAUAAAGCAAUUAAAUUCGAUAAUCAUAUCUACUUUCCACCCGAUUCGAUCAACAGACAAUAUCUCGAAGAUUCAUCUACUCAUACUAGAUGUCCGUGGAAAGGUCUUGCCUCUUAUAUGACGAUUGUUGUAGGUGAUAAUAGAUUGGUGGAUGCUGUCUGGUAUUAUCCAAUGCCCAACGAGGCUGCCAAGGACAUUAAAGAUUAUUUUGCAUUUGUACCAGAUGUACAGAUUGUAGAAGAUUAA
Messenger RNA from Rotaria sordida, 345 nucleotides. The record is from the annotation of a GenBank genome assembly. Lineage: Eukaryota; Metazoa; Rotifera; Eurotatoria; Philodinida; Philodinidae.